Molecule: messenger RNA, 3189 nt
Organism: Danio rerio (zebrafish)
Lineage: Eukaryota; Metazoa; Chordata; Actinopteri; Cypriniformes; Danionidae
Source: RefSeq, a predicted model, not a curated record
AAUGAGUCUUUCAACAACCUAAAUAACAUCUUUAAAACAGGAUUACACGAUUUUUAAUUAUUAUCGUUGCUUUGUGAAUGAAUUAGGAAUGACGGAAUUACUUUUUAACAAGCGGUUGCAGGUGCUGGUGAAGAGUAAAGAUACCGAUGAGAGGCGUUCGGUUAUUCGCGUUAGCAUUGAACUGCAGUUACCAUCCAGCCCUGUUCACAGAAAGGAUUUAGUUGUACGGCUGACUGAUGAUACUGAUCUUUACUUUUUAUACAACCUUAUCAUAUCAGAGGAGGAUUUUCAAAGCUUAAAAGUACAACAAGGGCUUUUAAUAGACUUCACAUCAUUCCCACAAAAAUUUAUAGACUUACUUGAACAGUGCAUUUGCGAACAGGACAAAGAAAACCCACGGUUUCUUUUACAGCUCUCGUCAUCUUCAUCAGCGUUCGAUCACAGUCCUUCAAACCUCAAUAUUGUGGAGACAAACGCAUUUAAACACCUCACACAUCUCUCUCUGAAGCUGCUGCCAGGAUCUGACACUGAUAUUAAGAAGUAUCUGGCCAGCUGUUUGUCUUCUGUUAAGGAGGAAAAGCAGCAGUUGCAGCAGAAGUUGAGAAAGACUGAGGAGGAUCUGACAAGACAGCUAAAUUAUGCACAGCAAACUCUGUCUGAGAAAAGUCGAGAACUGGACAAACUUCGGUCUGAAUGGACGUCUCAAACAACCUCUCUGUCCAGCAGACACAUGCAGGACCUCACCGCUGAGCGGGAAAAAGCUCUGGAGACUCAAAGUCGUCUGCAGCAGCAGAAUGAACAGCUGCGUCAGGAACUGGAGUCAUCUCAUCACAGAAGCACCCAACAGCUCCAGACCAAAGUCUCUGAGCUGGAGACGGCGAACCGAGAGCUCAUCGACAAGAAAUACAAGAGCGACUCCACCAUCCGAGACCUCAAAGCCAAACUGACCAGUCUGGAGGAGGAGUGUCAGCGGUCCAAGCAGCAGGUGUUGUCGUUGAGGAGGGAGAACAGCGCUCUGGACAGCGAGUGUCAUGAGAAGGAGCGUCUGCUGAAUCAGCUGCAGACACGAGUGGCCGUUCUGGAGCAGGAGAUCAAAGAUAAAGACCAGCUUGUGCUGAGGACCAAAGAAGUGCUGGAGGCCACGCAGCAGCAGAAGAACUCUGUGGAAGGAAACGCUGAGAGCAAGCAGCUUCAGAUCAGCAAGCUGGAGUCCACAGUGAAGUCUCUGUCAGAGGAGCUCAUCAAGGCAAACGGCAUCAUCAAGAAGUUGCAGGCAGAUCUGAAGGCUCUGCUGGGGAAGAUCAAGGUGAAGAACAGCGUCACCGUUUCUCAAGAGAAGAUCCUGCAGGAGACCAGUGACAAACUGCAGAGACAGCAGAGAGAGCUGCAGGACACACAGCAGAGACUCUCACUGAAGGAGGAGGAGGCAGCAAAAUUAAAGGAGCAGUUGGAAGCUACUGUUCAGAAGCUGGACGAGAGCAGGGAAGUGUUAAAAACUAAUGAGAAUGUAAUAACGUGGCUGAACAAGCAGCUGAAUGAGAAUCAGCUCUCCAGAAAGCAGGAAACUGUAGCCAUGUUUGAGACGCCUGCAGCGGCACUGAGAUCAGCCGCUGUCCCGCACAAUAUGCUUGAUAGUAAAGGUUUGUUGUCGUCUUUGGGACAGGCUUUCCCCAUCACCUCUACCAUAAACUCCAAAUAUCCUCUUGCCCUGUCAUGUGUGAGCUCAGGAUCUCGAUCUGUCCUGACCAGCAGCAAUGGACCCAAGGUCCAGUUUAACCCGAUGAGUGUCAAACCUUCAGCAGCAGAGGUGAGUCCAGCUGCUUUUUCCCAGCCGGCCAAUAAAGAGAACAGUGAACCUGUAGGAUUGGACUCAAAGUACUUUGAGAGACGAGAUGACAGCAUUCCUCUUCGUGGCCUUCUACCCAGCAUGCAUCUAAAUAGAGAAGUUCCAAAGCCACUGAACACAGCUGCAGCGAAAGCAACACCAUCAGCGUUUUUUCCAGGAUGACGAGCAGCAGGUUAAUCCAGAUUCAUCACUGGGUUUUCUGUGUGAACGCUACUGUUAAAUGGAAGAGUCUGCAUUGAAAAGUCUCAGUGCAGAUUAUAUUUUUAAUAGUUUGUUUUCAGUUAUUUAUUAAAAUAUAUAUAUAUUUAAAACGAUUUUGCAGUCUGUUUGGAAAGAGGAUCAGUCAGACUUUGAGAUUAUUUUGUCAUUUACUCACCUUGGUGUCGUGAGGGAGCUUUUUUUUUAUCCGUUCCUCUUUUUAAAUGUCCAUGUAACAGCAGUAGUCAAGCUUAAUAAAGGUGCCGCAGAGUCACAAAACUGCGUCCAGAAAGAGGUAUAUUACUUGUAAGUUAUAGUUAUGUGGGGGGAAAUGAAACAAAACUGUAUUAAUUAUUUAACGGAAUAAUAAUUUUGACCGCUGGUCUCUUUAAAUGAGGCGCGAGCAUUAGACAACAACUCGUCCCAAGUGCCCCGGCAAAAGAAAUCGAGAUUAUUAUUAUUAUUAGCGCUCCUCAAAUACUGUUAAAGUACUUUAUUUUUUGUUUUGAGGUAAAUAUAAUUGUUGUACGUCGCAAACCGUUCACGUGUCAUCUUACGAGAUAUUGAAAUCUGUUAAGAAACCGCUAGAUUCAAGGUUACACUUUUCAUCGCGUUUGUAGUCAUGAUUUUUAAAGUUAAUAACAUUUAGGUUAAAAAAAAUGGACGCGUGUAUGCAAAACGGAGGAUUAUUUUUCGUUGGAAUAAACCGCCUUUUUUUUUUUUUUUUUUUGCCCCCUCAAAGCAUCACGUCCCUCAGUACUUUUGAAAGAAGACUUUAUUUUUAUAAAGCGCUGAUCAUAAGCACAUGGUGUGAUGAGGAUAAAUAGGCAUGCAUACAGCAUUUGGACAUCACCAGGGUGAGUAAAUGAUUUUAGUUUCAUCUUUUUGUGAAGUCUACAUUCAAGUUCUUAUUUCAGUGCCAAAUAUAAAAAGUCUCUCAAUGAUUUACACUCAGAGAGCUGCCAUUUUGCAUUGAUCAUUCAGUUGGCAAAUGUAAGUGCCUGACAUGAUAUCUGUACAGCUGUAUAGAAUUCAUUGUGUACAUUCAUAUUUUUGUAUUUAUGGUUUGACAGUGUUCUCCAUCAUGGGUUAGUUGUUCAUCAGUAGCGGUAUUUUAGGAUUAAGUUAAUAAAAUAUUAAACACA